Cherax quadricarinatus is the source of this 454-nucleotide messenger RNA. The record is from RefSeq and is a predicted model, not a curated record. Lineage: Eukaryota; Metazoa; Arthropoda; Malacostraca; Decapoda; Parastacidae.
UCUUCGCAUCUACAAAAUAUACAAUAAUCAAAAUCAGUAUCAGCAACACACGCCCAAGGAGCCGUGACUCGACCCCUGCAACCACAAACAGGUAAGAAUGGGAACAAGGUUAAGGUGGUGGCGAUGUGCUGUGGCGAUUGUUGUGGCGACUGUUGUGGCGACUGAUGUGGCAAGGAAGGACAAUCCGACUCCUGGUAUGGAUCUCCUUCACCAGUUUCUCAACAACGACCCAGGCCAGCUGUGUAACUACAUUCAGUGCCAGGAGCCGCUCAGGGCUAGUGAGUGCCCGGAGGGAACUACCUAUCAGGAGAAAGUGACGCAGAUGGGCUGCUGCGGCGCCUGCGUCAGGUAUAAGCGUGAGUACUGCGCAUUUAUCGGUGUCUUUGUUGAGUUGUCUUCAGUGUGGUGUUUGUCUCGCAUUUGGCGGAUGGAGGACUGAACUUCCACAUCCUUG